CCCGCAAGCUCCAACCUGCACGCGCGCACCUGACGCCCCUGGCUUUGACUUCGAGUCCCGCCAGUAUGGACUACAUCUUAACUUGACAGACGACGGGAUCUCGGUGGCUAGGCAGCGUUACAAAGACACGUGAGCGGCUGCCGGAGACGCUGCUUGCUCCCCACCGCUGGGUUUGCAAGCCACUACGGACUGUAGUGUGAGGCUUAAGAGUAGAAAGAAAGAAAGGAAGGAAAUAAGAAAAGAAGGGACCGGGUAUUGGAAACGGACGUGUGUGUGUGUGUUUUUUUAAGGUAACGGGAAGAGCACACGGCUACGGUGUGACUGGCUAUGCGUGAACUGAAAAGUUCUGUUCAAUUGAAAGAGCAGAAGGCACGCCGCGUCUCUGGAGCGUGAAACAAAAGCCAUGCAGUCCUGCCCUUGAGACAAAGCCUAGACAAAGCAAUCCUAACGAUCUGCCUAACAGAAAGAAAAAUGAUUUGGCAUUUAAUAAAGAUUACCCUUUUCUGGAUGGCAUUAUGGGGUAUGGUUCAGAAAAGCAUGCAAGACUGUGAAAAAGCUGUGAAACUAUCAGAGAUGAACUUGACUGUGAAGUACAAGCUGCCAAGUUUUGUUGCUGACACACCCAUCCAGAACAUUGUGUUUUUCAAAGGUCACAUUUAUGUAGCAGCUGUAAAUAAAAUUUAUACGCUAAAAGAAGAUCUCGAACUUCUGUCUGAGUACAAGACAGGGCCUGUAUUGGAGUGUUCAGACUGCUCACCUUGUGAACAAUGUAAACCAAAUGCCAACAGUUCUCUGCACUCUUGCAAAGAUAAUGUUAAUGUAGCUCUGAUUGUUGAAACCUAUUAUGAUGAUGAAAUCUUCAGCUGUGGUUCUGUUAAUGGUGGUGUAUGUCAGCGUCAUGUCCUGGAAUCAGAUAGUCCCGAAGACCUGGGAAAUGAAACCAAAUGUAUGUACUCCCCAAGGAUAGAUGAAGAAUGCUGUGGUUGCCCAGACUGUAUUGCAAGUCCUUCCGGAACAAAAGUGUUGAGUGUUGAAAGUAAUGGGCUUGUCCAGUUUUUUGUUGGAAGUACGAUUGCUCCUUCAUAUUCUCAUGAUUUACAACACUCUAUUUCUGUAAGACAAAUGAAGGAAACGCAAGAUGGCUUCCGUUUUUUCUCUGACCAGUCGUACAUGGAUAUAAUACCCGAGCUAAGGAACUCUUACCCAAUUAAAUACAUUUACACGUUCCAAAGCGACUCCUACGUUUACUUCUUAACAGUUCAAAAAGAGUCUUAUGAUUCUCCACUGUAUCAAACCAGGAUUGUCAGAAUUUGCUCAUCAGAUCCUGAACUGCGAAGCUAUGUGGAAAUGCCUCUGGUGUGUAUCUUAACAGAGAAACGAAGAAAACGGUCCACAAAAACUGAAAUGUUUAAUAUUUUGCAGGCAGCUCAUGUCAGUAAACCUGGGGCAGCUCUUGCAGCCGAAUUAGGCAUUUCUGUUGAUCAGGAUGUCCUCUUUGGUGUCUUUGCUCAGAGCAAGCCAGGUUCUUUUGUACCAUCAAACAAGUCAGCUGUCUGUGCUUUACCAAUUAAAGCAGUCAACAACUUUAUCAAUGACAUGAUUCACAAGUGUUAUACAAAGCUGCCUUACCAUUUUAAUGGAUCAGACAAGAAAUCCUGUUAUAACACGACUUCUCCAGAUGACAUAUCGUGCCAUGGAAAACAUGGAGAAGGAUACCGCCUAGAAGUGAAAACCGCAAUGCAACGGCUUGAUUUGUUCCUUGGCCAGUUCAGCAAUGUACUCUUAACUUCUAUCACAGUUUUUACUCAGGGAGAGCUCACAGUUGCAAAUCUUGGAACAUCAGAAGGCAGAAUAAUGCAGGUUGUGAUUUCACGCUCCAGACAAAGGCCUCCACAUGUUAAUUUUCAACUGGACACAUGGCCGGUUUCACCUGAAGUUGCUCUAGAAUCUGCCUCUUCACAGAAUGGCUUUGCACUAUUCAUCACAGGGAACAAGGUGACUAAGGUGCCAUUGGCUGGGCCUGGCUGUUUCCAGUACAAGUCCUGUUCCUCCUGCCUCUUAGCACCUUUGUUCAUGCAGUGUGGGUGGUGCUCUAAUCAUUGCUCAAGAGAAAAGGACUGUGAAGGUGGCAAAUGGACACAUGACUCCUGCUCCCCUACCAUUUAUCAGAUAUCCCCUUCUAUCGCCCCACUUGGGGGUGGCACCAAGUUGACCAUAUGUGGAUGGGAUUUUGGAUUUAAUAAAACAAGAAUGUUUGACUCACGACAAGUUGCUGUUGACAUAGGUGGUGUUUCAUGUAAGUUGGAUUCAAGAGGCAGCAGCAGCAACAGGCUCUUGUGCACUCUUGGCUCUAUAAAUAAAACCCAUCUCAGUGCUGUGACAACUGUAUACAGUGGCAAACACUACACAAAAAAAGAAGGAUUCUCUUAUUUGAAUCCAAAAAUAAAAGAUAUUUUUCCAAAAUAUGGUUUGAAAUCUGGAGGGACCCUGUUGACAAUUACUGGAGAAAACCUGGAUAUUGGAAGCUCACGAGAAAUUACAAUUGGAAAUGCUCAGUGCCAUUUAGAAAGUAUCUCAAGCACAAUAUUGAAGUGUGUCACUCCAGCUCAAGAAGUUCCUUCUGCUUAUCCUGUGAGAGUGAAAAUUGACUUCACUGUUCUUGAAGCUGCUGUUCCAUUUACAUACAAUGAAGACCCAAUUUUUACAGUUCUUCAGCCAUCCCGGUCUUUUAUUAGUGGCGGGAUCACCGUGGCAGCACAUGGAUUUAAUCUGAACUCGGUGCAUUUACCACAGAUGGUCGUCACUGUGCCUGUCAGUGGCAUGGAAUUUCAAGAGAAAUGCAUACCGGGUGAUGAAAAGGUCAUCUACUGUACAACUCCUUCUCUGAAACAUUUGAAACUGGAACCACCGCUGCCAACCAAAGUGUCAUUUAUCAUGGAUGGGUAUUCAUCACGGCACUUUGAUUUCUUGUAUGUAGAAGAUCCCCAGUUUGAAAAGUUUGAAAACCUCAAAGUUAUCUCCAAAGGCAAUAAAAAUAUUCUUGAAAUCAAGGUGGCCGGUGUGGACUUUGAGGCGAUACAAGGUGAAGUACUUAAAGUAAGCAAUCGAACCUGUGAAAAUAUCCACUUGGUAGGAAACACAAUUGUCUGCACUCUUCCCACGGGUCUCCUGGCAGUUAACAAUGAAUUGGAAAUUGAGUGGAAGCAGGCAGUUUCAUCAGUUGUCCUUGGAAAGGUAUUUCUAGCCAAAGAGCAGGAUUACACAAGCCUUGUUGCAGGGGUGGUGUCUGUCACAGUUUUAAUCCUGUUUUUGAUUGCCAUCUUCAUCUGGAUGAAAAAAAAGAAACGGAUUGAAGAUUUUGAUGAAGGAAUGGUUUGGUUUCAUGGAAGACCGAACAUUCAAAACUUGGAUAUGCUGGCAAAUGCAAGAAAUGUCAGCCCAACCAAUGAAAUGGUCUCCCACGAAUCAGUUGAUUAUCGAACAACCUUGCUUGAGGAUCAGAGCCAGAGUUUGUCUCAGACUGAAUCAUGCCGACCACCCCAGUAUGCCCGCACAGAUCUCUCUCCAGUGCUUUCAAGUGGAGACACUGACUUGGCUACUCCACUACUUCCCUCCAGUGUUCACAUCGAUAUUAGCAGCUUAAAUCCAGAACUUCUCAAGGAAGUACAGCAUGUUGUAAUAGCUCGAGAUGACCUCCUCCUCCACAUCAAUGAAGUGAUUGGAAGAGGUCAUUUUGGCUGUGUUUUCCAUGGAACGCUUUUGGAUAAAGAUGGCACAAAAAUUCACUGUGCAGUUAAAUCCCUUAAUAGAAUAACAGACAUUGAGGAAGUUGCUCAGUUCCUAAAAGAGGGCAUCAUCAUGAAGGACUUCAGUCAUUUGAACGUCCUGUCUUUGCUAGGCAUCUGCCUUCCUAGUGAGGGCUCCCCUUUGGUGGUGUUGCCUUACAUGAAGCAUGGUGACUUGAGGAAUUUCAUUCGAGAUGAUAAUCAUAACCCUACAGUGAAAGAUCUUAUUGGGUUUGGGCUGCAAGUUGCCAAAGGAAUGGAAUACUUGGCAAGUAAAAAGUUUGUCCAUCGUGAUCUUGCUGCCAGAAACUGCAUGUUGGAUGAGAAGUAUAUUGUUAAAGUUGCUGACUUUGGCCUUGCCCGUGACGUCUAUGACAAGGAAUAUUACAGCGUUCACAAUAAAAGUGGAGUGAAGUUGCCUGUGAAAUGGAUGGCACUGGAAAGCCUGCAGACGCACAAGUUUACUACCAAGUCUGAUGUGUGGUCCUUUGGUGUGCUGCUGUGGGAACUGAUGACAAGAGGAGCCCCACCUUAUUCUGAUGUCAAUUCUUUUGACAUAACUGUAUUUCUGAUGCAAGGCAGGAGACUUCUACAACCAGAGUUCUGCCCCGAUUCACUAUAUUCUGUGAUGAUUGAAUGUUGGCACCCCCGACCAGAGCAGCGUCCAUCAUUUUCUGAGCUUGUUUCUAGAAUCUCUUCCAUCUUCUCCAGUUUUAUUGGGGAGCACUACAUUCUUCUUAAUACCACCUAUGUUAAUAUUGACAGACUCGCUCCAUAUCCACCACUCAUCUCAUCCUAUUGUGACUAAAGCGUAAGAGACAUUGACUUAAACUUGGAACUCCUGAAUGUGGGACUCAAGUAGAUUGGCCUUGCCAAAAACAAAUGCUACUGCUUUGUCCUUUUAAGCUAAAACAAGGCAGCACACCAAUCUAAGGCAGUUUGUGAAUUUCCAGUGAUGACUUUGGGAGCCAUUUAUGGUAGACAUAUGAAAGUCACUGCCCUGAAAAACAGGAUUUCAAAUGUUGUUCCUAAAAUUGAAGCUCCGUGAAAAGCUCUGGACCUUUUGAGGCACUUGACGCUAGGAGACUCCUUCAACUUGACAAUGUGUAAUGUCCGUCUUCUUCUCUCUGUGUUCAUCUCUGUUGGUGUAAAAUGUAGGUAGUUUUAUGUGCUGCAUGUAUUAGCAGACUGAUUUUUUUUGUAUAUUUGUACAAUCUCAAAUGACUGUUUGACUAACAGGACAGGGACAAUGAAACACUGGAUGAUUUUUGUGUGCCAAAUCCGAGGCUUUCCUGGAAGAUACCUUACAAGUGUGUGAGUGUGUGUUAUGCUUCUUUCAUCUCCUUAUCAAACUUCAUUACCUUGUGUAAAAUAUUAGUUACAUGUCACUUUAAAACAUAAAACAGCAAAUGUUACUGUGAAUAGAAGUUUUAAUUUUGUGUCUGCUGUUGCACUAAUAUGUAUUUUAAGUUGUGUUUUCAUUUUUAGUGUUGAUUUUUGAAGUAUAUUUUUCUAUGGAAAAGUUUUAUUUUAUGGAAAACAGAGAGAACGUCACCCUACGUAUGUCAGCCCCAAGGAAACAUAACGUGAGUUUGCCUAAGCUGACAUGGUACAAAGAAAAAGCACUAGAAAAAGUAUGUUAAAUAGUUCAUAUUUCUUGAUUCAUGUAAAUGUAUGUGAAGUUUUUAAACACAAUGAUCAUGUGUUGCAUUGUUAAGAUGUACGAAAAAUUACAUAUACUGUAGAGAAACAAUAAAUGUCUUUCAUUGUGUGUAGUACUGUAGGCAGAUGUUUCCUAUACGAUUAAUGGUACCCAUUCAGAUAUUGUUUGCUACUGAUGAUUCUUUAAAACAUUAUUGCUUUAAUAAAGACAACUCAUAACAGUGAA
Messenger RNA from Erpetoichthys calabaricus (reedfish), 5673 nucleotides. RefSeq names its product MET proto-oncogene, receptor tyrosine kinase (gene met). Gene Ontology annotation, cellular component: membrane; semaphorin receptor complex. Lineage: Eukaryota; Metazoa; Chordata; Cladistia; Polypteriformes; Polypteridae. Gene Ontology annotation, biological process: regulation of cell migration; negative regulation of cell adhesion; cell surface receptor protein tyrosine kinase signaling pathway. Gene Ontology annotation, molecular function: protein binding; semaphorin receptor activity; ATP binding. The record is from RefSeq and is a predicted model, not a curated record. The transcript is spliced from 21 exons. The coding region runs from base 472 to 4593 and encodes 1373 amino acids.